Molecule: messenger RNA, 1698 nt
Organism: Colletotrichum destructivum
Lineage: Eukaryota; Fungi; Ascomycota; Sordariomycetes; Glomerellales; Glomerellaceae
Exons: 1
Coding region: 1-1698 (565 amino acids)
Source: RefSeq, a predicted model, not a curated record
AUGCCGGGCGUACAGCACAAGACCGAAGAUGAGGAUGAAGCGAACCGGGAGCAAGAAUCAACCUGUGGAUAUUGCCACAAAACGGGCCAUGAGCUCGCAGACUGUGGUCACUUCUCUCUCAGGGGCCGGAGGCAUGGUUUCAUUGGCGGCUGUCCAAUGUGUAACACCGUAGGCCACCGCUACGACAGAUGCAAAAAGCUACCUGCCGGCGGCGAUGAGCUUCUUCGGCAUCACAUGGAAUGGCUCGUUCGACGUCGUGGGAACCUUCCGAUGAUCCACAGUAAUGUCAACAUCUGGGUGCUUGUCUUGGGCUUCCCAGACUAUGAUGGUGGGUACCCGUGGUCCAGAAAAUUCACUCGCCGUCUCUGGUCCAAUGCGAUCGCUUUGGCAUCGACCAACAUGGUCGAGUUUACUGCGAGGAUCGGUGCUCUGGACUGCUCAACAACGUCUCUUGCACAGAUCAAGGACCACAUCAGUUUUAACGUCCCAGAUGCCCCCCUUAAUGAAAUCUAUCGUACGAACUUGUUGGCCCAGGGCAACGUUCGCCAAGGGGACGUAGGCAGGGGCUCCUCCCCGGAUGACAACGAGCCCGCAAGAAUCUGGAGAACAAUUUUGGACCAGUCUGGCAAGGUUAACGACGAGAGGAAACAAACCAUGUGGGCUGUUCACUGCGCCGGCGCCAUAUCUGCUCCCGCGUUCGCCGCAGAAAGCAAGACAUGGGCACGAGCAUUCGGCAACUUUCUCCUCCACGACAAUCCCAGCGGAGUCGAGGACGUCCCGUUUCUCAGGGAGCUCCGCAACCGGGCAGCCAAACGGGACAAGAAGAAGAAGCGUAAAUCUCAACCAAAGCUGGAGAACGAUGCGUCGCCGCUGCAGGUCACCGCAGAGCCUCACGAGCAGCCGCAGCCAAACUUGAAGGAGGUAUUCGUCACAUCGCUCGAGAACCGCCAAGAGAUCUGGACGGCUCUCUGCCCCCGAAGAAAGUGCGUCGGCCACUUUCCUUUCGAGGUGCCCGUCCCCCCGGCCGUCAGGCUCCGAAAACACAUCCUUGACGAACUGGAGAACAAGGAGGACAACCGGCAGAAAGUCGAGCAGUUGGCACACUACAUCCACCCCCACGUGCGCAUCGGCAUCGCUCAGCGGAGACUGGCGGAUGGCGGGGCCGUUCACACGCUGGUGCUGGACCUCGCCGAGCAUGCCCGCGACUUGCGCUUCUCCCGCCUGGGCUUGCUGCAGGCCUACGACAUGGUCGUCUGCUGGGCGUCAAAAGUCGACAGGGAGGGGGUCAGCAUCUCGCUGAAGAGCGCGUUCGACGAUUGCAACAGGGCCACGGAGGAGAUCGUGGCGGGCGGGGAUCGCAUCAAGGAGAUGGAGGAGCUGGAGAGGCAGCUGGAGAGGCUCACGCCCGACGGCUCGCAGUUCGAUCGCGCGGUCGAGCGCGCCUCCGGGUGGCUGGAGCUGCACAAGGGCCGACUGGCCACUCGUCCGGCAGAGCGGGAGAGGCGGCUGCGCAGGUGGUGCGAGAAGAACCUCGGCGAGCUAGGCGACAUGGACGGACACCUUCUUGAACAAGCGUGCAAGCGGGCUGUGGAGGUUAAGACCGGGGAAUGGAACACGGGCAAGCGGGGGAUCGAAGACGUAGAGACCGGCACCGAUGGUGACGGAGGUCGACCGGUGAAGAGGGCGAGAGUGCGUUGA